GCCAGCAAAGGCCAAACACGCAGAGCGAGCGAGCGAGCGAGCCAACAGGGGUAGCAAGAAAUGGCUCACUGUCUGCAACUCUCUUCUCCAUCUUUCUCUCAUGACCACCAAGUCUUCUGCAACUCUCUCACUCCUCUCCAACCAGUUUCGCGACCCACAAGUUUAAGCUACACUCUCAUGACCACCAAGUCUUCUGCAACUCUCUCACUCCUCUCUUCUCUUUCAAGACGUUCUCUACGUAUCACCCAAGUCAAUCUCCAAAACCCAAAUUCACAACAAACCCAUGACCUUAAUCCCUCAAAACCACCGAAUUCUCAAUCCCCAGAUGAAAAAAUCGGAUUUUCAUCGAAAAGCUACGCCUGGGUCAACCCCAGAAGUCCCAGAGCUUCACAACUUCGCCGGCGAUCCUAUGAUUCCAGGUAUGCUUCUCUCAUCAAAGUUUCUGAGUCUUUGGAUUCAUGUAACCCAACUCAAGAAGAUGUUUUUAAUGUAUUGGUUGAUUUGGGUGAUAAGAUUAUAGAGCAAGACGCUGUAGUUGUUCUUAAUAACAUGUCGAACCCCGAUACAGCACCGAUUGUGCUUGAGUACUUCCGGCAGAGGUUGAAGUUGAAUAAAGAGGUGAUUCUUUAUAAUGUGACAAUUAAGGUGUUUAGGAAGAAUAAGGAUUUGGAUAAAGCAGAGAAGCUUUUUGAUGAAAUGCUUGAGAGAGGGAUUAAGCCUGAUAAUGUGACGUUUUCUACAAUAAUUAGCUGUGCAAGGAGGUGUUCAUUGCCAGAAAGGGCUGUGGAGUGGUUUGAGAAAAUGCCCCAAUUUGGAUGUGAACCUGAUGAUGUUACUUACUCCGUGAUGAUUGAUGCCUAUGGCCGUGCUGGUAAUGUCAAUAUGGCAUUGAGCCUGUAUGAUCGUGCGAGAACAGAGAAAUGGCGCAUUGAUGCUGUGACAUUUUCAACACUGAUUAAAAUUUAUGGGAUGUCUGGGAAUUUUGAUGGAUCCUUGAACGUGUAUGAAGAGAUGAAAGCUCUUAAAGUGAAGCCAAACGUGGUUUUAUACAACGCUUUGUUGGAUUCCAUGGGAAGAGCCAAGAGGCCUUGGCAAGCUAAGACCAUCUACAAGGAGAUGAUAGACAAUGGGUUUUUCCCGAAUCAUGCAACUUAUGCCGCACUCUUAAGGGCUUAUGGUAGAGCUCGCUAUGGUGAAGAUGCUCUCAAUGUGUAUAAAGAAAUGAAGGAGAAGGGGAUGGAGUUGAACGUUGUUCUUUACAAUACACUUUUAGCUAUGUGUGCUGAUGUGGGCUAUGCUGAAGAAGCUGUCCAGAUUUUUGAGGAUAUGAAGAGUACGGAGACUUGCAAACCUGACAGUUGGACAUUUUCUUCCAUGAUUACCAUAUAUUCCUGUAGUGGAAGAGUCUCAGAAGCAGAGGCCACACUGAAUGAGAUGUCAGAAGCAGGUUUUGAGCCUAAUAUUUUUGUCCUGACCUCACUCAUUCAGUGCUAUGGGAAAACCAACCAAACUGAUGAUGUUGUGAGGACAUUUAAUCGGCUGCUGGAGUUGGGGAUAACUCCUGAUGAGCGAUUCUGUGGUUGUCUUCUUAAUGUGAUGACACAAACACCGACAGAAGAACUCAGUAAGCUCGCUGAUUGCAUUGAGAAGGCUAAUUCAAAACUUGGCUUUCUGGUGAAACUCCUGGUGGUGGGGGAAAACAUUGGAGAUGCCUUUAAGAGGGAAGCUGCUGAACUCUUUGAUUCUAUAAGUGCUGAUGUAACAAAAGCGUACUGCAAUUGCUUAAUCGAUCUCUGUGUCAACCUCAAUCAGUUGGAGAGAGCUUGCGAGUUAUUAGACCUUGGGCUUACACUUGAAAUAUAUACAGAUAUACAGUCCAAAUCUCCAACCCAGUGGUCUCUACAUCUGAAGAGUCUUUCCCUUGGGGCAGCUUUGACUGCAUUACAUGUCUGGAUGAAUGACUUGUCCAAUGCACUGAAGAAUGGGGAAGAGCUUCCAUCACUCCUUGGGAUCAAUACCGGGCAUGGGAAACACAAAUAUUCGGACAAAGGUUUGGCAGGUGUAUUUGAGUCGCAUCUCAAGGAUCUAAAUGCCCCUUUCCAUGAGGCUCCUGACAAGGUUGGCUGGUUUUUGACGACCAAGGUUGCAGCCAAGUCAUGGUUGGAGUCCAGACUAGUUGCUGCUUAGAUUAUGUGCUUAUGAGGGUUUAAUAUUCUAGGAUUGGCUUCUGAUGUUGAUGCAUGAUAAAAAUGGUAUAAGCUGUUUUCAAAUUUUUCUUUCCCAUGUUUUUGGCCUUAUAUAGCUAUUGUGGUAGAGAAAAUUUUCUAUUAAUACAUGAAAAAGAAAAGGCUAUUUAUAUAUUGGCUGAUUUGUUUUCUAA
Cornus florida is the source of this 2380-nucleotide messenger RNA. RefSeq names its product pentatricopeptide repeat-containing protein At4g16390, chloroplastic. The record is from RefSeq and is a predicted model, not a curated record. Gene Ontology annotation, cellular component: chloroplast. Bases 61 to 2187 code for a protein of 708 amino acids. NCBI's taxonomy places the organism in Eukaryota, Viridiplantae, Streptophyta, Magnoliopsida, Cornales, Cornaceae. Gene Ontology annotation, molecular function: protein binding. The transcript has a single exon.